GGAAAGAGAGCUUCUACCUAGUCCCUCGUGGAGCAUCUUGGACGUGGACGCGCACGGUCCAAACUACUAGCGCGCUUCAAUCCCAAGACCGAAAAGUUAACGAACGCGACAGCAUCAACCACCAACACGCUAAUCCCGCAACCAUGCUCUGCGCAAUCUCUGGCGAAGCUCCCCGCGAACCCGUUGCCUCGCGCAAAUCGGGCAACGUCUUCGAAAAGCGCCUCAUCGAAGCCCACAUCUCAGAACACCACACCGACCCCGUUACUGGCGAGGAUCUCGCGACGGAGGACCUCAUCGAGCUCAAGUCGCCCAAUGUCGUCACUCCGCGCGCGCCCAACUUCACCUCGAUACCGGCCAUGCUCAGCGCCUUCCAGAACGAGUGGGAUGCGCUGGUUCUGGAGACGCAUACGCUCAAGCAGCACUUGGCGCAAACGAGGCAGGAGCUGAGUACUGCGCUGUACCAGAACGAUGCGGCGACGAGGGUCAUCGCGCGGAUAUCCAAGGAGAGAGACGAGGCGCGCGAGGCAUUGUCCAACGUCACCAUCAGUGGAGGCGGCCAGGGCGAUGCCAUGCAGGUGGACGGCCAGGGCCUGCCUCAGCAGCUUGUAGCUCUUGUGGAAGAGACACAGCAAGAACUCUUCGGCACCCGACGAAAGCGACCUGCGCCGGCAGACUGGACCUCUGGGGACGCCAUUUCCAACUACGACGUUGCCAAGACGACCGAAUCUCUAUACCCAGGCAGCACCAAGAUUGCGGUCAACGAGGCACAGAAUGUGCUGUUCGGUGGAGCGGAUGGCACCACGGGCGUCUACUCACUGACCCAGGGCAAGGUCCUGGAGACAUUCAAUGCAGGCAGCGCAGUCACAUCGGUGGCAUGGUGGGGAGAGCGCGCGCUUGUUGGAACAUCGGCAGGCACAGUCAAGGUGUUCUCCAACGGGGAUGACGUUGCGCAAAUAGCUUCUCACGCCGGAGCUGUCACGUCCAUGUCCGUACAUCCCAGCGGCAAGAUGCUCGCAACCGCCGGCGCCGACAAGCGAUACGCCAUCCACGAACUUACAACCUUCAAGACGGUCUCGCAAGUCUACGUCGAAGCCGAGAUCACAUGCGUCUCGUUCCACGUAGACGGCAUGCUUUUCUUCAUCGGAAGCUCCGACGGCAACAUCCGCAUCUACGACAUCAAGACUGGCACACAAAUGGCCGAACUCGCAACUUCGGCUCCCGUCGUCGAUCUCAAGUUUUCUGAAAACGGAACUUGGUUCGCCGUCGUACAGGAAAACUCGUCCAGUGUCGCGAUUUGGGACAUCAGGAAGCAGGCUGCCAUCCACACGCUUGAAUCUGGCAGCCCGGUUAAUAGCGUUAGCUGGGAUUACACCGGCCAGUUCUUGGCAAUUGGUGGAACUGGCAGUGUUUCGGUGCAGCAGUACACCAAGGCGACGAAGAGCUGGGCUGAGCUCGUCAGGAAGGCGGCGCCGGCAAAGGAUGUCGCUUGGGGUGGCAGGGCCGAGAAUGUUGUGGCGCUGACUACCGAGGGUGGUUUGGCAGUGCUGACAGCGCCUUAGCCAGAGAAUCGGUCUGAAGGUAUACUCCAUCACUUUUAAUAGUCUUCCGUUAGCGGGAACUUGAUCGACUACCUCGAGGGUAUUCCAUGAUGUGUGGGGCAAUCUAGAAGCUAUGCGCAUGCAUUUGAGGACGUUGCUAGUGCAUGAAGGGCGAUAUGGCGUAAAUUGGUUUGUAGCAUUACUGUAGACGACGGGAAAAUCGGGUCGUCUCC
Alternaria alternata is the source of this 1771-nucleotide messenger RNA. Its product is annotated as Prp19-domain-containing protein. Gene Ontology annotation, cellular component: U2-type catalytic step 1 spliceosome; cytoplasm; Prp19 complex. Gene Ontology annotation, molecular function: protein binding; ubiquitin protein ligase activity. Gene Ontology annotation, biological process: mRNA splicing, via spliceosome; DNA repair; protein ubiquitination. Lineage: Eukaryota; Fungi; Ascomycota; Dothideomycetes; Pleosporales; Pleosporaceae. The record is from RefSeq and is a predicted model, not a curated record. Bases 144 to 1559 code for a protein of 471 amino acids. The transcript has 2 exons.